AUGGUGCACGGACACAGCCACGACGGAGCCCCGUGCUCGGGACAUCAUGGAAAAGACGAGGACGGCGCCGGUGGAUCCGGGCACGGAGGCCUUACGGACCCGCAGGCCGUUUCGAAGCUCGUCGAGCAGCUCCGUCUCGCCGGCGUCGACGUCUCCAGCCUGCCGAACAUUCCGACGGCGCCGAGAGACAUCGAGGAGGCGCGCAACAAGAGCUACCAGUUCUGGAGCACCCAGCCCGUUCCGCAAAUGAGUUCGUAUCUAGUUUCGUUCAAGUUCUCACUAAUUUUAACCGUUUUCCAGACGAGCAAGUGCCGACGAACGUGAACUGUGCGAUCGAGCCGGACAUUCCGCUGGACAAGGUGCGCGCCGAGCCGUUCUCGCUGCCCGCCGGCUUCCGCUGGUCGAACGUCGACCUGAACGACGCGGAGCAACUCGACGAGCUCUACAACCUGCUCACCAAGAACUACGUGGAGGACGACGAUGCGAUGUUCCGCUUCGACUACUCGGCCGAGUUCCUGAAGUGGGCGCUGCAGGUGCCCGGCUACCUUCCCGAGUGGCAUUGCGGCGUGCGCGCCGACGGCACCAAUCGCUUGCUCGCGUUCAUCGGCGCCGUUCCGCAGACGGUUCGCGUCUACAACAAGACCGUCAAGAUGGUCGAGAUCAACUUUUUGUGCGUGCACAAAAACUUGCGCUCGCGGCGUGUCGCGCCCGUGCUCAUCCGCGAGAUCACGCGUCGCGUCAACUUCACCGGCAUCUUCCAGGCGGCGUUCACCGCCGGAAUCGUUAUUCCGAAGCCCGUCUCCGUCUGCCGCUACUACCAUCGCUCGCUGAACCCGCGCAAGCUCAUCGACGUGCGUUUCUCGCACCUCUCUCAGAAGAUGACGAUGGCGCGCACGAUCAAGCUCUACAAGCUGCCGGAGACGACGACGACGCGCGGACUGCGGCCGAUGACGCGCGAGGACGUGCCGCAGGUGUUCAAACUGCUCACGCAGAGCCUCAAGCAGUACCGGUUGGCGCCGGUGUACACCAGCGAGGAGGAGUUGGCGCACGCCCUCGUACCCGUCAAGAAUGUCGUUUAUUCGUACGUCGCCGAGGUUUGUACAACGCUAAAAUGAGUGGCACUUUCAUCCCUUUUCUUUUCAGAGCAGAUCCGGAAUCAUCACCGACUUGGUCUCGUUCUACUCGCUGCCGUCGACCGUGAUGGGCAACUCGACGCACAAGACGAUCUUCGCCGCCUACCUGUACUACUACGUGGCCGGCUCGGCGCACAUCAAGGAUCUGCUCAACGACGCGCUCAUUCUGGCGCGGAAUCAACAGUUCGACGUGUUCAACGCGCUCGAUCUGAUGCACAACGAGGAGGUGUUCGCGGAUCUCAAGUUCGGAAAAGGCGACGGAAAUCUUCAGUACUACUUGUACAACUGGAAGUGCGCCGACAUGAAGCCGAGCGACAUCGGACUCGUCCUCCAGUGA
Molecule: messenger RNA, 1470 nt
Organism: Caenorhabditis sp. 36 PRJEB53466
Lineage: Eukaryota; Metazoa; Nematoda; Chromadorea; Rhabditida; Rhabditidae
Source: the annotation of a GenBank genome assembly